Cimex lectularius (bed bug) is the source of this 714-nucleotide messenger RNA. RefSeq names its product 60S ribosomal protein L9 (gene RpL9). Gene Ontology annotation, cellular component: cytosolic large ribosomal subunit; ribosome. The transcript is spliced from 4 exons. The coding region runs from base 118 to 687 and encodes 189 amino acids. NCBI's taxonomy places the organism in Eukaryota, Metazoa, Arthropoda, Insecta, Hemiptera, Cimicidae. The record is from RefSeq and is a predicted model, not a curated record. Gene Ontology annotation, molecular function: structural constituent of ribosome; rRNA binding. Gene Ontology annotation, biological process: cytoplasmic translation.
GAUUUGUGAAUCGAUGUAUGAGCACGUUGGCUUCUCUUUAAGCUGAUUGUUUCCCUUGUGGUGUUGGACAUCGAGGAGAUUUGCCCUUCGUGGCGUUAUUAUCCGUUUUAAUCCACAAUGAAGCAAAUCGUAGUUAACCAAACGGUGAAAAUCCCUGACGGCGUGAGUUGCCAUGUCAAGUCACGUCUUGUGACUGUAAAAGGGCCGAGGGGCACCCUUAAAAGGACCUUCAGGCAUCUCGCACUUGACAUUCACAUGUUGAGCCCCAAAGUGCUCAAAGUUGAGAAGUGGUUUGGCACGAAGAAGGAGCUCGCAGCUGUCAGGACUGUCUGCUCCCACAUAGAAAAUAUGAUCAAGGGAGUCACCAGGGGUUUCCUGUACAAAAUGAGGGCUGUGUAUGCUCAUUUUCCCAUCAACUGUGUAGUGACGGAGAACAACAGCCUUGUUGAGAUAAGGAACUUCCUUGGUGAGAAAUACAUCAGAAAAGUCCGGAUGGCACCUGGUGUCACUGUUACUAACUCAACAAAACAAAAGGAUGAACUCAUCAUUGAAGGAAACAGCAUAGAAGACGUUUCCAGAUCAGCUGCGCUCAUCCAACAAUCGACGACGGUCAAGAAUAAAGAUAUUAGGAAAUUCUUGGACGGCCUUUAUGUUUCAGAAAAAACAACUGUCGUGCAGGAUGAAUAAUAAUCAAUAUACAUCUUUUUAAAUUAG